Messenger RNA from Silurus meridionalis, 2924 nucleotides. Its product is annotated as rab GDP dissociation inhibitor alpha-like. The record is from RefSeq and is a predicted model, not a curated record. Gene Ontology annotation, molecular function: Rab GDP-dissociation inhibitor activity. The transcript has 11 exons. Gene Ontology annotation, biological process: vesicle-mediated transport; small GTPase-mediated signal transduction; protein transport. NCBI's taxonomy places the organism in Eukaryota, Metazoa, Chordata, Actinopteri, Siluriformes, Siluridae. The coding region runs from base 174 to 1451 and encodes 425 amino acids. Gene Ontology annotation, cellular component: cytoplasm.
ACUCGUUUAAAACACAAACACACACACACACACACACACACACACACACACACACACACACACAUCUCGUGUAUAUAUGUAUAUACACAUGUUUUGCUUUCCUUUGUUCAUGUUCAGUAUCUCAGUCGGGACUGAUGUAGAGUGUAUCACAGGAGUGCAUCCUGUCUGGGAUCAUGUCCGUCAACGGAAAGAAGGUUCUGCAUAUGGAUAGAAAUCAGUAUUACGGUGGUGAAAGUUCCUCCAUCACACCACUGGAGGAGCUCUACAAACAUUUCAAUCUACCAGACAGUCCACCCGAGUCCAUGGGUCGAGGACGAGACUGGAACGUUGAUCUCAUUCCCAAAUUCCUGAUGGCUAAUGGUCAGCUGGUGAAAAUGUUGCUGUACACAGAAGUGACUCGUUAUCUGGACUUUAAAGUGAUUGAGGGAAGUUUUGUGUAUAAAGGAGGAAAGAUCUACAAGGUUCCGUCCACCGAGUCUGAGGCCCUGGCCUCCAAUCUCAUGGGCAUGUUCGAGAAGAGAAGGUUUCGCAAGUUCCUGGUUUUCGUUGCCAACUUUGACGAGAACGACCCCAAGACCUUCGAAGGUGUGGACCCGAGGAGCACCACCAUGUGUGACGUGUAUAAGAAGUUUGACCUGGGGCAGGAUGUGAUCGACUUCACGGGCCACGCUCUGGCGCUCUACAGGACAGACGAGUAUCUGGACCAGCCGUGUCUGGAGACCAUAAACCGCAUUAAACUGUACAGCGAGUCUCUGGCACGUUAUGGGAAGAGCCCGUACCUCUACCCUCUGUACGGACUCGCAGAACUUCCUCAGGGAUUUGCCAGAUUAAGCGCGAUAUACGGAGGUACCUACAUGCUGAAUAAACCUGUGGAUGAGAUCAUCAUGGAGAACGGACGUGUGAUGGGGGUGAAGUCUGAGGGAGAGGUUGCUCGCUGUAAGCAGCUGAUCUGUGACCCGAGCUACGUCCAGGACCGAGUGCGUAAAGCAGGUCAGGUGAUCCGCGUCAUCUGCAUCCUCAGCCAUCCCAUCAAGAACACCAACGACGCCAACUCCUGCCAGAUUAUCAUCCCUCAGAACCAAGUGAACCGCAACUCGGAUAUUUAUGUGUGUAUGAUCUCGUACGCCCAUAACGUGGCUGCUCAGGGUAAGUACAUCGCCAUCGCUAGCACCACGGUGGAGACGAGCGACCCUGAGGCUGAGAUCCAGCCUGCUCUUGAGCUGCUUGAGCCCAUCGACCAGAAGUUUGUGGCCAUCAGUGAUCUGUAUGAAGCUUCAGAUGAUGGAGCAGAGAGUCAGAUCUUCUGCUCUCGAGCGUAUGAUGCCACCACGCAUUUUGAAACCACCUGCAACGACAUCAAGGACAUCUACAAGCGCAUGACGGGGAGCGACUUUGACUUCGAGAACAUGAAGCGCAAACAGAACGAUGUGUUCGGGGAGGAUGAGCAGUGAGAGCACGGGGGUGUGGCUAAGCAAUCUUUGGGGUGUGGUUAAGCAAAAUAUGGGGGCGUGGUUAUGCAAAAGGGAAAGGAGACUAGAGGAGGUGUAGAACUUGUGUAAACGAUGGGACCUGUAACUCCUUCCAGAAUACGCACACACACACACACACACACACACACACACACACACACACACUAUUUACUCUGCAAGUGUUUACAUCCCUCCCUCAUAUGUAUAGGAUAGUUGUGUUUAGUAGAGACUGUAGUGUUUGAAUAAAUGAAGUUUGUUUGUGUGUGUGUGUGUGUGUGUGUGUGUGUGUGUGUGUGUGUGUGUGUGUGUGUUACCAUGUCUGAGAAUCUGUAACACCAUGACCUGAUGGUUUUUACACUUCGUCUGUAAAGUUAAAAGCUUUCGUUCUGUACAGUGUGUGUGGAACUGAACCCAGUGUAAAUGUUAUGAACACAUUAUAACCUCUUUCAGACUUUAUAACAUUUAUUUACAUGUAAAGUGAAAAAGAAGCCUGUGUACAACAAUCACCUACACACACAUCAGCUUAUUCUACACCAAUGUUCAUCUUCAGGAAAUCACAUUUAAUUCCCCACAUUCCCCAUGUUCCACAUUUCCACAUUCCAACAUUCCCACAUUCCAACAUUCCCAGAUUACAACAUGCCCAAAUUUCAACCUUCCUUCAUUCCAACAUUCACACAUUCCAACAUUCCAAUAUUCCCACAUUACAACAUUCCCACAUUUCACAUGUUCCACAUUCCCACAUUCCCACAUAUGAACUUUCUCCAUUUGUCCAUUCCAACAUUCCGAUCUUCUUCAUGAUAUAUUACUGUAAUGUGAAGAGUCGUUCUUUUACUCAUUCCACCCAAACCUGCUAUUACACAAUAUUCCCAGAAUGUUUUACUUCUACAAUGAUCAUAUAUUUCAUUUGUAUUCAGAACAAUUUUCCCAAAAUCAUAACUAUCAGAUCCACUCACACUCACAACACUUCCCUAAUACCAACACUUAUUUCUCCAUCUCCUCCUCACCUUCUGUUCUUCUCCUCACCUUCUGGUUUCCUACUGCACUCGCAUUCCAUUCUUUAUUCUAAAUCCUGAAAAAAUAAACACAGUGGAUCAGAUGGUCUUCACUGACUCUGGAACAUCAGCACCACCUCCAUUAUCCUCUCACAGCACUUGGGGAAUCUGAGAAUCUAAAUAAACCUGGAAGAAUGAGGUGAUCUGUGCAAUAUUCAUCAGAACAUUAAUGACCCCCGUAUGAAGCUUUUAUGAAGCUGUAGGGUGUAACGAUGACGAUGUGUGUGUGUGUGUGUGUGUGUGUGUUACAGCACUGUGGGUUUCUUUCUCCACAUCCCUCCAUCACACACCUUUAACACACCUCUCACACUUUCAUUUAAUCAGCGUGAGGAGCAUCAGUGCUGCUGUAGAUCACUUUUUAUUGAAAACAUUAUGGAGCUGAAAUAAACCGGAUAAAAACGUU